This is a messenger RNA of Mytilinidion resinicola, 1851 nucleotides long. Its product is annotated as FAD/NAD(P)-binding domain-containing protein. The record is from RefSeq and is a predicted model, not a curated record. The transcript is spliced from 4 exons. NCBI's taxonomy places the organism in Eukaryota, Fungi, Ascomycota, Dothideomycetes, Mytilinidiales, Mytilinidiaceae. Bases 350 to 1666 code for a protein of 438 amino acids. Gene Ontology annotation, molecular function: FAD binding.
GUUCAUUUUGCCCCCUGUCGAAGGAGCUCAACAAAUUUACUCCACUAAGAAGCUCUGCUUAGACCCACAGUGCGGAAUGCGGCGUUUUUGGCAGUGCAUUUGCCUGGAGGCACGAUUCGACCUGCAUUAGCGUUUCGGAUUGCGCGGGGACAAGGCUACUCGUAUUGCUAUAUGGAGAGGUUGCACUACCACCACCCUUCUAUAACGCUUCUAAGUAUCAAGACAAGACAAUCUCCAGAUAUCACUGUUUCCCACUAUUUCUAUAUUUAUCUCAAGCUUUGAAGUCAUGGACAUAAAGCAGAGACCUUUUCGGGUGAUCGUCGUAGGUGGCAGUAUAUCAGGUCUCACGAUGUCACACUGCCUGCAGCGAGCUGGCAUCGAUCACGUUGUCCUGGAGAGAAGGAACACUAUCGUCCGACCGAAUGGUGCCUCUAUUAAUCUCUGGCCGCAAGGUCUCCGCUUGAUGGAACAGCUGGGGUGUUUCAGUGGUACUCCAACUGUCGUCAGCCCUCUAUUUAGACAGAUAAUCGAAAGGCAUGGGUAUGGCUUCCUAGUGAUUGAUCGCGAGAAGCUCAUGCGAAUUAUCUACGACCAUUUACCGUCGCAAUCGUACGUCAGAGGAGGCUGUAGCGUUGUCCAUAUUGAUGAGGACAAAACCGGAGUCAAAGUUCAUCUAGAAGACGGAAGCGUUGAGGUUGGCGACAUCGUCGUGGGAGCAGAUGGAGUCAAUAGUGUUGUACGAAGGGCUAUGUGGACGAUCGCAAACGACCGAAGUCCUGGGACAUUUUCUGAGAAAGAGCAACAAACACUGAACACAACCUACAAAUGUCUCUUCGGAACAUGUACACCACCUGCUAGAUCGGUUUCUGGCGAGAUGACCCAAACGCACAAUGAUAGAUUCUCGUUUCUUACUUUGACGCAGCCGACCCGUGUCUACUUUUUCGUUUUCAUUAAACUCCCCAAGGCUAGGCGAUGGCCAGAUCGACCAAAAUACAAUUCUCAUGAUGCAGAGCUAGAAGCAAGCAAAUAUAUGGCGUGUCGUAUCAACGAAAAGCUCACCUUUGGCGACCUUUGGAGCAACAAGCUCUGGUUCUACCUUACUCCGCUGGAAGAGGGCGUCUUUAAACAAUGGCAUUGGGGAAGAAUAGCACUGGUUGGAGAUUCUGCUCAUAAGAUGACCCCAAACCUAGCAUUCGGUGCCAACAGCGCCAUGGAAAGCGUCGCAGCACUCUCAAACGGCUUGAAUCGAGCACUCAAGAACCAAUCAGACUCUACCCUCAGCCGAGAGCAGAUUAGUAUGGUGUUCCAAGACUAUCAGGAAAAGAGGAUGGGCCGCGUGACUAAAGUCCACGACUUUACAGGCGGAUUCACGCGGGUUUCAGCUUGGGAUGGACUUCUGAAUAAGUUCAUGGCCCUGUGGGUUCUACCCAUUGCUAGCCAUGAGUUCGUAGGAGACAAGUUUAGUCGCUUGAUCAGAGGUGGAGUGAAGUUGGAUUACGUGCCGUACAAGGAGUCGAGGUCUGGUUCCGUGCAUUGGGAUGAUGAAUCAAGGGAGAAUGCUGGUGGCAAGGGCAAGCUGACAUCUGUUACUUUAGUGAGCGUUCUUGUAGUAUGUUUGGGUCUCGGCGCUUUGAUUCGGUGGCUGUUCUGGAUUUUCAUGUCCUGAUUGAGAGAGCGAAGGCUACUCGUAGCUGUACAUGGUGUUCCACCUGCAUGGUUGAUGCGAGAUUGGCAGCGUAUUGAGCCAUGCUUUAAUGCUUUAACGUUCGACUAAAUGCCACGAGAGAAGGCCACGAAGUUAGCCAAUCGCAUUAGAUCUAGCUACCAAUCGCAUUAGACCUAUGCUAAACC